Molecule: messenger RNA, 957 nt
Organism: Tilletiopsis washingtonensis
Lineage: Eukaryota; Fungi; Basidiomycota; Exobasidiomycetes; Entylomatales
Product: formyltetrahydrofolate hydrolase
Exons: 5
Coding region: 1-957 (318 amino acids)
Biological process (GO): 'de novo' IMP biosynthetic process
Molecular function (GO): formyltetrahydrofolate deformylase activity
Source: RefSeq, a predicted model, not a curated record
AUGGCCUCCUCGACUGCCAUCCCGCCCGCCGUGCCCGACCAGGCCGGCGCCGACGCCGCUGCCGCACGCGUCGCGGCGCCGCCGUCGAUCAUCCUGACGCUCUCGUGUCCGGACCGGCAGGGCAUCGUGCAUGCCGUGUCCGGCUGGCUGGCGUCGCGCGGCCUCAACAUCCGCGACUCGGCGCAGUUUGGCGACGCCACGACGCGCCGCUUCUUCAUGCGUGUGCACGCCGAGGCGAUGCGCGACUCGAGCAAGGGCCUCGGCCUGACGCAGGAGCGCCUGCGCGAGGAGUUCCAGCGCGACCUCGCCGGCGAGAUGCAGAUGGACUUCGACGUGCAGAGCGACGACUACAAGCCGCGCACGCUGCUCAUGGUCUCGAAGAUUGGCCACUGCCUCAACGACCUGCUCUUCCGCGUCUCGUCGGGCACGCUGCCCAUCACCGUGCCGCUCAUCAUCUCCAACCACAACGACUACGCCGACCUGGCCGCGGCACACAAGAUUCCCUUCUUCCACCUGCCCAUCAACGCCAAGGAGGGCAAGACGAAGGAGUGGCAGGAGGACGAGAUUGUGCGCCUGGCGAGCGAGUACAAGAUCGACCUUGUGGUGCUGGCGCGCUACAUGCAGAUCCUCUCGCCGAAGCUCUGCCAGAUCAUGUCGGGCCGCAUCAUCAACAUUCACCACUCGUUCCUGCCUUCGUUCAAGGGCGCCAAGCCGUACCACCAGGCCUUCGAGCGCGGUGUCAAGCUGAUCGGUGCCACCUCGCACUUUGUCACGGCCGACCUGGACGAGGGCCCGAUCAUCGAGCAGCAGGCGCAGCGCGUCGACCACGCCCACUCGCCCGCCGACCUGGUGCGCGCGGGCGCCGACGUCGAGGCGCUCGUGCUGGCGCGCGCCGUGCGCUGGGUGGCCGAGAAGCGCGUGCUGCUCAACGGCAGCAAAACGGUCGUAUUCAACUAG